UCUAGUUUUGUGAUUUCUUUCUUUUCAAAACAAAUAUUUCAACAAUUUUCCUCAGUAAAUAUUUAAAUAAUUCUACACAAAUAUAUAUUUUUGUACUAGCCGAAUUUUAAAUUGACGUCGACGUUGAAAACAAUCAGACAAAAAAUACAGUAAUAACAACAAUAAUAAUAAUAAAUUGAAGCACACAACAAUCAAGAAUAACUCAAAAGAUACAAAGAGAGACAUAGAAAAGUUGUCAGCCAUUUGACAGGCUGAAACCGAUCGAGAUUUGAGUUGACUAAACACUCAUAUUAGCAGCGAUCGGCCACGAAGACAUACGAAUAAUGAAUAAUAUGGCCGACGAAGAUAAUAAUAAUAACAAUAAUAGCGAUAAUAGCGAUAACAAUAAUAAAAAAGUCAAUAGUAAUGUAAAUUGCAAUAAUAGUCCUAACUGUAACCAGAGUCGCGCAAAUGCCAGCUGCGAUGCUAAAAAAAUAGCGAAGAAUCUAAGCAAUAAGCCCAGUGGCAGCGCUGCCGCUGGUGAGACAAGCAAAAGCGAACGCUGUGUGCUGUGCCUCGAUGAGAAGCGUUCGCCGGUACGCAUUACAUGCGGUCACUCGUUCUGCAAUGAAUGUCUGGAGGUCUACUUAUCGUACCAGAAGUACGCUUGGGCCAAUCGCUGCCCCAUAUGCCGUGGUUCGUUGAAGGAGCAACGACGUUCCGUUAAGCGAAAACAUUCCGAAACGGACCAAACGACAGACGCAGUCACAAUGUCUGGCAAUGCAGGUGCCAGCAGCAGUCAGUACAGGCCCACACGCAGGCGUCUGCAUGCCACGUCGGCUACAGUUGCUGCAGCAACAGCCGCUGUGGCCACAGCCACGGCCACGGCGCUAUCGGAAUCCACCGUGGAGGUAUCUGAAGAGCAAAUCUACUUGUUGGAGGAGUUUAUGGCAAUUGCCGCCGAAACAGAUGUGUUCGGUAUUGCUAACAGCAUGGGCUUUGGCAAUCCGGCGAGCGCAACCACGCCCACCAAUUCAGCAUCGACUGUGAGCGCCAGUGAAGCUGCCGGCGAAGACGAUGAAGUUGAUUUGCAAGCGGCAGAGUUUGGAGAGGAAGUGGAACAGGGUAUAAGUUAUAGCCAAGACGGCUUCGAAUCCAAUAUUGAUGAUGAGGAGGGCUUAGAGGAGGAGGAUGAUGAUGAAGCGGUCUUUGACGAGAACGUUGAUGUGGAAGAAGAUGAAGAUUUCGAGGAUGAAGAAUACGAGGACGAUGGCGAUGACGAUGGCGAUGACGAUGUCAAUGGUGAUGAAUUAAAUGAUCUAUACUUUUUCGAUGAGUACGACGAUGAAAACUAUGAUGAUCAUGAAAACGAUGACUAUGACACAGUAGAUGAAGGUGAUGCCGACAGCAUUGCUGGUAGCGAUGCUUACGACCAACUGGCUGACAACAAUCUACCGACGGCCGAGUAUUAUGAUGUGGAGCAGAAUGGAGAAGAUGAUGUGCUGCUAGYUGACGAAGUAAUUAUUGUAGAUUGAGCGCGGUUCGCAGACAACGAACGCUGCRACGAAGAGUGUGACAAAGACAACYAGACGAAAAACAUUUAACGAACUAAAGAAAGGACGAUUUGCCGACGCUUCUGACUGCCAGUACGCUGCCCCUGCAUAUGACUAACUGACGCUUCGAACUAUGGACUUGUCGUUACAACUGUGAUUCUUUGGGUGCUAAUAUGACUAUGUUUUUUAUUUCAUCAUGUGUC
Messenger RNA from Bactrocera latifrons, 1735 nucleotides. Its product is annotated as acidic repeat-containing protein-like. Lineage: Eukaryota; Metazoa; Arthropoda; Insecta; Diptera; Tephritidae. Bases 324 to 1514 code for a protein of 396 amino acids. The transcript is spliced from 2 exons. The record is from RefSeq and is a predicted model, not a curated record.